Molecule: messenger RNA, 9489 nt
Organism: Lymnaea stagnalis (great pond snail)
Lineage: Eukaryota; Metazoa; Mollusca; Gastropoda; Lymnaeidae
Source: the annotation of a GenBank genome assembly
AUGACGUCAGCUGAGUUCCGACUGACCAUACUUCACACAAAUGAUGUCCAUUCAAGAAUAGAGCAAACAGACAAGUGAGUGUAUAAACUAUAUCAAAUAGAAAUUACUUUGCUGUAAAUUGCUACAUAAUUGUAUUUAAUGUGUCGAUAUUGUUUGCUUUUUUUAAAUUGUUUUUUUUAAUUUUCAAAACCAAAUUCUUAACAGUAAUCUCCAGGUUGAAACAAAACAUUUGACGUUUAUUUUUAGACACAGUGUACCAUGUUCCGAGGAUCUCUCUGCAGCCGGCAACUGCUUUGGUGGCGCAGCUCGAAUGCGUACGAUGGUAAGUUCACCAAAAACAAAAGAGAGCCUAUCUUACUUGAGAAUUCAUAUACAAAAUUCAUCGACUUUGCAAACAAGCAGCAAGUGUCCAUUUUUCCCCUUACUUUUGAAUUAGACCCAAAAAAAUAUUCACAAACUUCAUUUGAAAUGUUAAUGUUGUAUUUCUAAAUGAUGACUUAUUAAAUUAAAUAAAAAUAUAUCAGUAUGCUAAGACACUUAUUAAAAAUACACUUGAUAUUAUCGUGAAGUAAUUUAUGUCAUAUUACAUAUUAAGACACCUUAAUAAAGUAUGCUUGUGUAUUUAUAAUUUGUACACGGCUUCUGUGGGUGCUGACAAAACAAGACGUGGUCAAUAUACAAUGCAUCUUUAAUGGCAGACAUGUCAUUUCAGUUUUAUUUUAGAUUAACACAGCUCAAUAUAAACAAUCAUUCUUCUUACGAACAAUAACCGCAUGGAACCUAAUGAACAGUGCCGCCGUGGACUCGACAUCAAUCGAGAGUUUCAAGGCUGCCCCGGCACCCGCUAGGAGGCGUUAGGAUGGCCGCAUCACUUCCCCAACCGUUGCACAUAGGACAGUACUUGGUUGCAGCAAUGUAGUCUAUCAGAAUCAGAACUACACAUAUUUCUAAAUAGUUUUGGGUAUUUUCCACACAUUUUGAUAGAUUUUCACUCUUAUAAGCGUUGAAAAGAUUUUUAAAAAAGACUAAAAAUAGGUUCAUGCCGUAUUCAUUAAAUUGGCCUCACGGUUCCCGAAAAAAAAAGUCUUAUGAACGCCUAAACUACAUACAGAGGGUUUGGGGAAACCAUUCCAUUUCCUUUCGAUUUAGGCUUAAGAACUUUAUAAGAUCAAUGUCCUUUAUAAAAAAAGAAUAUAGAUGUAUGCCACCAGAGAUCCACUUCCCUCGUGAGAAUGUAGAGUUUUUGUUGAAAAUGGUGUCUAAUCUUUUCAGGUAAAGACGUUAAGGGCCAGAUAUGGCGACCAGACACUACUACUGGACGCUGGCGGUCAGUUCCAAGGGACACUGUGGUUCUAUACGUUUGGUGGCCUGGUGACCGCCGAGUUUAUGAAUCACAUCGGAUAUGAUGCUAUGGUAAGAAUUAUGAUGGCUACGACGCCAUUGUAAGACAUUCGACAACUACGACGCCAUGGCAAGACGGUUGACGGCUACGACGCCAUGGCAAGACGGUUGACAACUACGACGCCAUGGCAAGACGGUUGACGGCUACGACGCCAUAGCAAGACGGUUGACGGCUACGACGCCAUGGCAAGACGGUUGACGGCUACGACGCCAUGGUUAGACGGUUGACGGCUACGACGCCAUGGCAAGUCGGUUGACGGCUACGACGCCAUGGUAAGACGGUUGACAGCUACGACGCCAUGGCAAGACGGUUGACGGCUGCGUCGCCAUGGUAAGAUAUUUGAAAACAUGCGGCCUGGAUUCCUCUUUCGAAUGGGGACAACUCUGUUUGUUAGGUUGAGCGUCCAAUCCCUGGUGGAUUCUUUGACGGGACUCGUAACAAUAAGCCAUUUUGUAAAUAUUACAUAAGUAGCCUAUGUCAUUAUCUAUUUUAGUACGGCAUUAUCUAUUUUAGAAAGGCACUAGACAUUUUGUUAUGUCAUCACGACAUUGUACAAUUGCCAUCCUCUAUUUUAUUAUAUGGGCGCCUGUUUUAGAAUACAUUCGUUUUAUAAAAAGGGGAAAAUUAAAAAGGCAUUGUUCAGGCCUUAGAUCUAAAAACAUUCGGUUCUAUUGCUUAGACCAGAGAUCCCCAAAGGACUCGUAGACCACUUGCCAUGUUUUAUCGGUUUUGGGUAGACCCCCCUGCUUAUCUGAUAGUGAUUUUUUUUCCGCUGACAUGGACCCCUAGGGGUCAAUAUAGAUCACUUUGGGAACCUCUGGCUUAGACCAAAAUCUUCCCGUGUGAGUAGCGUGUAUACGAUCUUGACAUUAAAAAAAAUAAUAUUAGUGUACAUGGUUUCCCCGUAGUGAGGGAUUUGUCUUUUAGAUAAAUGUGACAUAUUAUACCUUUAACCUGACUUUUUCUCCAGGCGAUCGGACAUCACGAGUUUUUUAAGGGGAUCGCUGGACUGGAACAUUUCGCUAGGAAUGUGACGUUUCCCUUGCUGUCCAGCAACAUGAACUUGACUAACACACCUGAGCUGAGAGACGUCAUCAAGAAAUCGACCAUACGAAUUGUUAAUGGCCAGAGGAUUGCUUUGGUGGGGUAUACUACGACCGCAAUUUCAUAUAUAUCUGGUGUGGGUAAGUGAAAUGUCAAAUAUAUCUGGUGUGGGUAAGUGAAAUAUCAUAUAUAUCUGGUGUGAGUAAGUGAAAUGUCAUAUAUACCCGGUGUGGGUAAAUGAAAUGUCAUAUUUAUAUAUCUGGUAUGGGUAAAUGAAAUGUCAUAUAUAUCUGGCGUGGGUAAGUGAAAUGUCAUAUAUAUCUGGUGUGGGUAAGUGAAAUGUCAUAUAUCUGGCGUGGGUAAGUGAAAUGUCAUAUAUAUCUGGUGUGGGUAAGUGAAAUGUCAUAUAUAUAUCAGGUGUGGGUAAGUGAAAUGUCAUAUAUAUCUGGUGUGGGUAAAUGAAAUGUCAUAUAUAUCUGGCGUGGGUAAGUGAAAUGUCAUAUAUAUCUGGUGUGGGUAAGUGAAAUGUCAUAUAUAUCUGGUGUGGGUAAAUGAAAUGUCAUAUAUAUAUAUCUGGUAUGGGUAAAUGAAAUGUCAUAUAUAUCUGGCGUGGGUAAGUGAAAUGUCAUAUAUAUCUGGUGUGGGUAAGUGAAAUGUCAUAUAUAUCUGGUGUGGGUAAGUGAAAUGUCAUAUAUAUCAGGUGUGGGUAAGUGAAAUGUCAUAUAUAUCUGGUGUGGGUAAGUGAAAUGUCAUAUAUAUCUGGUGUGGGUAAGUGAAAUGUCAUAUAUAUCUGGUGUGGGUAAGUGAAAUGCCAUAUAUAUCUGGUAUGGGUAAAUGAAAUGUCAUAUAUAUCUGGCAUGGGUAAAUGAAAUAUCAUAUACCCGGUGUGGGUAAGUGAAAUGUCAUAUAUAUCUGGCGUGGGUAAAUGAAAUAUCAUAUACCCGGUGUGGGUAAGUGAAAUUUCAUAUAUAUUUGGUGUGGGUAAGUGAAAUGUCAUAUAUAUCUGGUGUGGGUAAGUGAAACGUCAUAUAUAUCUGGUAUGGGUAAAUGAAAUGUAAUAUAUAUCUGGCAUGGGUAAAUGAAAUAUCAUAUACCCGGUGUGGGUAAGUGAAAUGUCAUAUAUAUCUGGCGUGGGUAAAUGAAAUGUCAUAUAUAUCUGUUGUGGUUAAGUGAAAUGUCAUAUAUAUCUGGUGUGGGUAAGUGAAAUGUCAUAUAUAUCUGGUGUGGGUAAAUGAAAUGUCAUAUAUAUCUGGCGUGGGUAAGUGAAAUGUCAUAUAUAUCUGGUGUGGGUAAGUGAAAUGUCAUAUAUAUCUGGUGUGGGUAAGUGAAAUGUCAUAUAUAUCUGGUGUGGGUAAGUGAAAUGUCAUAUAUAUCUGGUGUGGGUAAAUGAAAUGUCAUAUAUAUCAGGUGUGAGUAAGUGAAAUGUCAUAUAUACCCGGUGUGGGUAAGUGAAAUGUCAUAUAUAUAUCUGGUGUGGGUAAGUGAAAUGUCAUAUAUAUCUGGUGUGGGUAAGUGAAAUGUCAUAUAUAUCUGGUGUGGGUAAGUGAAAUGUCAUAUAUAUCUGGUGUGGGUAAGUGAAAUGUCAUAUAUAUCUGGUGUGGGUAAGUGAAAUGUCAUAUAUAUCUGGUGUGGGUAAGUGAAAUGUCAUAUAUAUCUGGUGUGGGUAAGUGAAAUGUCAUAUAUAUCUGGUGUGGGUAAGUGAAAUGUCAUAUAUAUCUGGUGUGGGUAAGUGAAAUGUCAUAUAUAUCUGGUGUGGGUAAGUGAAAUGUCAUAUAUAUCUGGUGUGGGUAAGUGAAAUGUCAUAUAUAUCUGGUGUGGGUAAGUGAAAUGUCAUAUAUAUCUGGUGUGGGUAAGUGAAAUGUCAUAUAUAUCUGGUGUGGGUAAGUGAAAUGUCAUAUAUAUCUGGUGUGGGUAAGUGAAAUGUCAUAUAUAUCUGGUGUGGGUAAGUGAAAUGUCAUAUAUAUCUGGUGUGGGUAAGUGAAAUGUCAUAUAUAUCUGGUGUGGGUAAGUGAAAUGUCAUAUAUAUCUGGUGUGGGUAAGUGAAAUGUCAUAUAUAUCUGGUGUGGGUAAGUGAAAUGUCAUAUAUAUCUGGUGUGGGUAAGUGAAAUGUCAUAUAUAUCUGGUGUGGGUAAGUGAAAUGUCAUAUAUAUCUGGUGUGGGUAAGUGAAAUGUCAUAUAUAUCUGGUGUGGGUAAGUGAAAUGUCAUAUAUAUCUGGUGUGGGUAAAUGAAAUGUCAUAUAUAUAUAUCUGGUAUGGGUAAAUGAAAUGUCAUAUAUAUCUGGCGUGGGUAAGUGAAAUGUCAUAUAUAUCUGGUGUGGGUAAGUGAAAUGUCAUAUAUAUCUGAUGUGGGUAAAUGAAAUGUCAUAUCUACCCGGUGUGGGUAAGUGAAAUGUCGUGUAAAUCUGGUGUCGGUUAAGUUGGCUGAAGAAAAAUAAGACCAGGGCUUGGGCUUGGGUUUGGGAAAUGAAGACAGAGUAUGAGAAUGUAAGUCAGAAUGUGACAAUGUAAGCCUGUAUGUGAUCAUGUAAGACUGGAUUUGAUAAUGUAAGUCAAGAUGUGAUAAUGUAAAGGGUAUGACAGUGUUCAACUUUAACAACUGAAAGAUUUACUUAAAUUUACAAUCCUGCUUAUUUCCAUCAAUUUUAUCUUUAAGAAGUUGAGUGAUGAUGGCACAAAAACGGAAAUGCAAUGAAUGUAGGGAUUUUCAAACUGUGGUACAUUUGUGACUAUUUGUACGUUAGAUUCUUUGAGAUCGCACACGGUGAUUUAACAAUAAAUGAUAAAAAUGAAACUUCUUCUUCUUCUUCUUCUUUAUUUUAAGGGCCCACGAUCAAUGAAUUGAUCAUUCUGGCUCCUAUACGUAAGGUGUGUCAUUAGAUUUAAAUUGUAACAUCAAUGGCCAUCCAGGUACAGUUACAUUUACCGAAGAGCUUGAAGCAGUUCAGGCGGAGGUCGACCGGCUCACUCAGCAGGGAGUCAAUAAGAUCAUCGCUGUCGGACACGCGGGAUUCCUUAUGGACGUUAACCUUGCCAGGCGUCUAAGAAAUGUUGACGUCAUCGUGGGUGGUCACAGCAAUACUUUCCUUUACAAUGGUAGGCUGGUUAUUAGGAUGCAGCAUUAGCACCGGGCUGGGCACUGCGUUGAAGCGGGACACUGGGCUGUAGGCUGGACAUAGGGAUGUAGGCUGGACAUUGGGUUGAAAGCUAGACAUUGGGAUGUAGGCUGGACAAUGCGUUGAAGCUGGACACUGGGAUGUAGGCUGGACAUUGGGUUGUAGGCUGGACAUUUUUAGGUCAAAUUCGUAAUAAUUUAGGUAACUCAUUUUAUCUACUCUAAUAUUUUAUUAAUACCCCCUCCUUAAGAUAAGAGAAGAUUCAUUAUUUAUCAAAAUAAAUGGAAAUAUUUUUGAUGACAUUGUACAACACAUAAAUAAAUACAUAUUUGUUAAACCAUACAACAUUGGAAAGUUAUAACAAUUUAAAGGCCAGAAAUCUAAAAUCACUUAAUUAGUGAGCAUUUCGAUUUGAUAAACGCUGAGGGAGCACGCUGGUAAAUUGAGACAGACUAAAAAGAAAAAUAAUGAAACUCGUUCCUCUUUUAAAGACAAACUUUCUUGGAAAUAAAUAAAUCCAUUGUAAGGAAGGUAAACUUAGAAAAGGUGUUCCGCAUUUCGUAUAUUACUUGUGGUCAGCAACGUGUCCCAAGAAUGGUGUGUUCCACUGUGUAAGAGACAUUCUUGACACGGACCGUACGUCUGACGACAGGUUCCCUGCCAUCCAGUGAGGAGGCCGAAGGCGUAUACCCGACCGUGGUCACGUCAGACAGUGGUAACGUGGUUCUUGUCGUCCAAGGCUACGCUUAUGGGAAAUAUCUGGGCGAGCUGCACGUGACGUUUGACGGUGAGGGCAACGUGACGUCAUGGCGGGGAAACCCCAUACUGCUGGAUAACUCGGUGCAACAAGGUUAGAGUGACUCGGUGAAACAAUGUUAGAGUGACUCGGUGCAACAAAGUUAGAGUGGGAUUUGAAAACUGAUUUAAACGUUUAGUAUAUAGAGAGAAAUAUUAUUGUUUAGAAUAUAUAGCGGUAGGGAUAUGCUUAGAAUUUAGAAUGUAGAGAAGUAGGGCUAUAAUUGUUUAGAAUAUAGAGAGGUAGGGAUAUACUUAUGAGUAGAGUCCAUCUUCACGUAACAAAUCUAAGAGCAGCAACCCUUGGAAAAGUGUUAGAUUUUAAGACUACACCAUUGCCUCCCCUUUUAAAAACACAUUUCCUCCUCUAUUCUAUGGAUACGUCAUUUGUUUGACCCAUCAGAGUUUUGUUACUAUAAUAAUCUACAAACAUUUUGAAUAUGCGAGAGAUCAGUUAUUGAAAUUAAAUAUGGCCAAGACUAAAGAAGUGUUAUUAGUUGAUUAAGUUAUAAAGGCUGUGUACAAAAAAAAAAUAUUUCACUUCUCUCUUCAGACCCGGAGACCUUGUCGAUGAUCGCACGUUACCAGCCAGACAUCGAGAAGCAAAAGACUAAAGUGGUGGGUCAGACCUACGUCGACCUCUUGGCUGACCGGGUCGAGUGCAGGACGACAGAAUGCAAUCUGGGUAAUGGGAUUGCUGUUGUUCAAUAUACAUGACAUUUUCUAUUUGCAAUUAAGUAAAUGACAUUAUAAUUUAAAUGUAAGUAAAAAAAAUGUCAAGUGUAAAUAUAUUUAUUUAACGCGUACGUAAUAUAUUGGAUAGUCCCUCCAUUUCAAUUCAAUGAAAACAUUUUUUCCCCUUCAGGUAACCUUGUAGCUGAUGCCAUGUUACGGUCCAACUUACACCACAAAGGAAACACCUGGAGUAGAGGCAGCAUGUCUGUCGUGAACGCUGGGAGUUUGAGGGCUUCUUUAAAGCUUGGUAAAUCUGCAAUCAACAAUGCAGUGAAGUAGUAGUAGAGCAAGGUGCGUGGAGGCUUGAAUCGAAAGACAGGGCAAUAAGAGAAGAACGUUUCGGCGAAGAGCCUUCGUCGGCAGACGGGACAAAUGAAAAUACAAGAAAUAGAAACUAGUAAAAAGAUUGAGUGAUCGGCUUGUUCUACUAUUUCCUUCACACAGCUUGAACGCAGUCCUUCGUUUAUUCAAAUUUACAAUAGCAAUAUUGACAUCCCUUUUGGCGUCAGAUAUCAUUUCAAUUAAAAAUUCAAUAAUACACACUCGUUCAUUGAUUUUUUUUUUAGGGCGGAAAAACACGAAACAACAUUAAAUAUAUCUCAGCGCGUAAUCCCUCCAGCCAAUCCACCUAAAACCUCUGUGCAACACAUUUUUUGUGUGUGGUGGAAAGUGGGGAAGGGGGUGGGGGAGUGACAGUGUUUCUUCUUAAAUUAAACACCGUCCUUAUAAAUACAGGUGACAUCACGACCGAGGCUGUGCUCGCUGUCCAGCCGUUCCGAAACCAUUUGGAGGUCAUCGCUGUGUCGGGUCAAGUCAUCCUGGGCAUGUUUGAAUACUGUGCCGAGAGAUGGACACAGGUCCCCAGUGACGCAUUCGCUGGGUUCUUGCAGGUGGCGGGUAAAUGUGUUGGAUAAAUUAGCGUGGAAAUUUAUUUAAAGCUACUUAACAGUGCGCAAUUGUGUUUUGGUGGCGCCCUAAUCGCUUUACGUUACCAAACAGACAUGACCUGUCACUGAGGGUGGUCAACACGCCCUACAUUUUAACACGUUCCAGAACAUCCGCUCCGGAGCAUCACAUGGAUUUGGGUUGACGAUCUUUGUCAAAUAAUCUAGUAAUAAAGCGCCUUGGGGGCGUGGCGCGGGGGCGGUGGUGCUCUUGCUAAAGUAUGACGUGGUGAGAGCAAUUGUUUAUUGAUCAGUGUAUGAUCGGGUUCAAAUCGGAUUGGAUUAUGAAAAUAGGUCACUUAUAUUUUUAGUGACAUUGAAAGAGAUUUUUUUUUUCCUUUCAGAAAAAAAAAGAAGGUUAAAGAAGGAAAAUUCUUCAACUUUUUGAAAACCUCUCUCUAGUCUAAUCUAAUAGAGGGGGGGGGGAGCGAAACUGUACGUUUAACUAAUUUGCACCCCACAUAACAUAACAAAAAUAACGUAACCUACUUAUUUUUCACCCCCAAUCCCAGGAAUACAAGUGACCUAUGACAUGCGCAGACCUAUCGGGUCCAGGGUUGUUGAGCUCCUGGUGACGUGCACCGAGUGCAGCGUGCCCCAUUUGGAGCCGCUCGCGAUUAACAGGAUUUAUAAACUUGUUACCAACACCUACAUCAUCAGCGGCGGCGACGGCUUCAGCAUGUUUCCGGGGAGGAUCUUCCACUGGACAGCUACAGGCACGUAGUUCAAGAAUCCGUUCAUCUAGAGAAAAAUGUUAUGCCAAAUAUAUCAAAAUUAGCACAGAUCGAACUCCUGCUGAAAAAGAAAUAAGUUUGCAUUUGAAUUUCUAACGUAAAUCUUGUACUUAACUUACAAUAACUGCUUGAAACCAUCUCGACAAUCGGACUGACUUGAGACUUAUAUUUAAAAAAAAAAUAAAAAAUUUAAGCAUCUUAUUUUCACGUUCAGAAUCUCCACAUGUCAAUGCAUGGUUGGAACAUUAAAAAUGAAUGCUUAAUUUUCAUGGUUGGAAUAUAAAGAAUGAGGGCACAGUGUGCAUGGUUGGAACAUAAAGAAUGAAUGCACAGUAUGCAUUUUUGGAACAUAAAGAAUGAAUGCACAGUGUGCAUGGUGGGGACAUAAAGAAUGAAUGCACAGUGUGCAUUUUUGAAACAUAAAGAAUGAAUGCACAGUAUGCCUUUUUGAAACAUAAAGAAUGAAUGCACAGUGCAUUUUUGAAACAUAAAGAAUGAAUGCACAGUGUGCAUUUUUGAAAAUAAAGAAUGAAUGCACAGUGUGCAUUUUUGGAACAUAAAGAAUGAAUGCACAGUUUUCAUGGUUGGAACAUAAAGAAUGAAUGCACAUCUUGUACUAAUGAUGCAACGUUACGAUUUCUCCAGAGAGCAUGGACGCUGACAUCUUGAUGGAGCACAUCCAAAGGUUCAGUCCAAUUACCACCGGUCUGGAGGGCAGGAUC